UGUGUGUCGCGCCAGUACAUUGCAGUAGUAAGCUGGUUCUCGGGUGAUCGGGGCCGAGCCCUAACACUUCGCCUUCCUUCGCUAUCUUUUCCAAGCAACUCGCGCUCUGAAAAGUGGCAACGAAGCAAUGAUGGCGGACUAAAUAAGUUUGACGCAAUUUUUGAAUGUUUAUACUUAAUUGUCAACAUUAAGAAUAAUUUCAGUAGAUAACAACUAAACAUCAAAAUGGCCAACCAUAUAGAGAACUCUGGUGCACAUGACACAACUGUCACAGAAGAGGACAAUUGCGUAAAUAUGGAUAAAGUAGAUCUUCUUAAACAGAGAAGAGAAUUAUCGAGGAAGCGAAAGCAAUGUCUUGUGCAAACUCUGGGCAUGCAGUCGGUAGAAAAAUUGAAAGAAGCAUUAGGAAGUGGCACAGAAAAUACUAAAUCAAAAUCAGCAUUGGAGUUGCUUAGACCAUCUGAAAGAUAUAAAAAUAAAAAGAGUUCUGAUGUUGAUGGAAACCAGCAUGAUGAAGAAACAAAACUACUAUACACAGAUUCUUCAACCUUCCUCAAAGGGACUCAGUCUUCCAAUCCUCACAAUGACUACUGUCAACACUUUGUCGAUACCGGGCAAAGACCUCAAAACUUCAUAAGAGAUGUUGGCUUGGCAGACAGAUUUGAAGAAUAUCCCAAGCUUAAAGAACUUAUUCGUUUAAAGGAUGAAUUGAUAAGCCAGACAGCUUCACCUCCAAUGUAUUUGAAAUCUGACUUGAAAACAUUCAACCUCAAAGAUAUGGGUUGUAAAUUUGAUGUUAUACUAAUUGAACCACCGUUGGAAGAAUAUCAACGAUCUUUGGGCGUUACCAAUGUCGAUUUUUUAUCAUGGGAUCAGAUCAUGGAACUUGAUAUAGGAGAAGUAGCUGCCCCGAGGAGUUUCAUAUUUUUAUGGUGCGGCUCUAGUGAUGGGCUAGACUUAGGACGUGUGUGCUUGCGACGAUGGGGCUUCCGACGCUGUGAGGAUAUUUGUUGGAUAAAAACAAAUGCAGAUGCACCGGGUCACUCGAAAAAUCUUGAGCAAAAGGCGGUGUUUCAGCGAACAAAAGAGCAUUGCUUAAUGGGAAUUAAAGGAACAGUAAGACGUUCCACCGACGGUGAUUUCAUACAUGCCAAUGUCGAUAUAGAUUUGAUAAUUACUGAAGAACCCGAGUAUGGAUCUUUAGAAAAGCCGUCAGAGAUUUUCAACAUCAUCGAACAUUUUUGCUUGGGCAAGAGAAGACUUCAUCUGUUCGGUCGGGACAGUACUAUUCGACCGGGUUGGUUAACAGUUGGUCCGGCGUUAACAAACAGUAACUAUAAUGCAGAAACUUACGCCAGUUACUUUAACAGUAACUGUACGACUACUGGAUGCACAGAGCGGAUUGAGGCUCUUCGUCCUAAAUCUCCACCACCCAAAGGCAGCAAAGGGACGGGGGGUGGUCGAGGAGGCUUUACCCGUGGUGUAGCCCGUGGCAGAGGAAGAUGAAACUGUGUUCAUUGAGUUUUAUGUGGCUAUCUAUUUCUGACACAAAUUUAAAUAAACAUCUCAAAUACGGACAAGCAGCGAUUUUCUAAAUGAAAUAAAUGGUUUUUCAAAUUUU
Daphnia magna is the source of this 1621-nucleotide messenger RNA. It is a transcript of the gene Mettl14, whose product is annotated as N6-adenosine-methyltransferase non-catalytic subunit. The record is from RefSeq and is a predicted model, not a curated record. Gene Ontology annotation, molecular function: mRNA binding. Gene Ontology annotation, cellular component: RNA N6-methyladenosine methyltransferase complex; nucleus. NCBI's taxonomy places the organism in Eukaryota, Metazoa, Arthropoda, Branchiopoda, Diplostraca, Daphniidae. Bases 226 to 1506 code for a protein of 426 amino acids. The transcript is spliced from 7 exons.